Molecule: messenger RNA, 993 nt
Organism: Gavia stellata (red-throated loon)
Lineage: Eukaryota; Metazoa; Chordata; Aves; Gaviiformes; Gaviidae
Product: cathepsin S
Exons: 7
Coding region: 1-993 (330 amino acids)
Biological process (GO): immune response
Cellular component (GO): lysosome
Molecular function (GO): cysteine-type endopeptidase activity
Source: RefSeq, a predicted model, not a curated record
AUGAAGCUGCUGGCUUCCAUCGCCUUCCUGGCCACGCUUGCGGUGACACUGGGACACCCUGACCCCGCACUGGACUGGCACUGGCAGCUCUGGAAGAAAACCUACGGCAAGGAGUACCGCCACGAGAAAGAGGAAGUGGACCGGCGUGUGACAUGGGAGAGGAACCUGCGACUGGUGAUGCUGCAUAAUCUGGAGCACUCCCUGGGGCUGCACUCCUACGAGCUGGGCAUGAACCACCUGGGAGACAUGACCAGCGAGGAAGUGGCGGCUUUGUUAACUGGGCUGAACGUUGCUCCUCGGCCAAACCGGACCUCCACGUACCGACCGCAGCCUGGCAGCAAAGUCCCGGACACGGUGGACUGGAGGGAGAAGGGAUGCGUCACGGAUGUGAAGAACCAGGGUGCUUGUGGGUCGUGCUGGGCGUUCAGCGCCGUGGGAGCCCUCGAAGCCCAGGUGAAGCUGAAGACGGGGAAGCUGGUGUCCCUGAGCGCCCAGAACCUCGUUGACUGCACCAGGAGCUAUGGGAACGAAGGCUGUGGUGGAGGAUGGAAAACCAAAGCUUUCCAGUACAUCAUUGACAACCAAGGGAUUGACUCGGAUGCAUCCUACCCCUACACGGCUCAGGACGGCACGUGCCGCUACAACCUGACGGCGCGGGCAGCCACGUGUUCCAGGUACGUCGAGCUGCCGCAUGGCGAUGAGGCCGCGCUGAAGGAUGCUGUCGCCAACGUGGGGCCCAUCUCUGUCAGCAUUGAUGCCAGACAGCCCACCUUCUUCUUGUACAAAGCUGGUAUCUACCAUGACCCAAACUGUUCUCAGCUGGUGAAUCAUGCCGUGCUCGUCAUCGGCUACGGCUCUUCGGAUGGGGAGGACUACUGGCUCGUGAAAAACAGUUGGGGUGUGCAUUUUGGUGACCAGGGCUACAUCCGGAUGGCGAGGAACCGUGGAAAUCACUGUGGGAUUGCCAGCUACGGUGCUUACCCCCAGAUCUAG